UUUAGUGUUUGAUAGUCAGAAUUGAUAGCAAUUUAGCAUAGCCGACAGUUGAAUGUAUUGGUUGUCUAAAAGUGUUUGUGAAAUUUACUUAAAGCUUUGUACUUAUUUAUUUUUAUUUAGCUAAUUGUCUGUCAAUUGAAAUUUAAUAUUUUGUAAAUAUAACCUAAUAAAAUAUACACGAUAUUGUCAUUAUGCCAAAGGAGGAAGUGACAAUCACUUUAUCUGCCCCAACAACUCCUGCACCAGUACAAGGGUUGUUCAGAAAACGAAGCAGUCGGCCAGUGCACAUCAAAUCAUGGUCCAUCAUGUUAGAAAAAAAUGGGUUCGUUCGAUGCCAUCUCCAGCAUUGUCGGUAUAUUGCAUAUUGUAUUGAUGACAUGAGGGAACACUUCAAGACAUGUCGUGGUGAGGUAGCUGGUAACUUUGUAUGUCCUACUUGUGGCGGCCAGACCACUUCUCAGGAAGCGCUUGAUUAUCAUAAGCACAAUAAUCAUAAAGAUUCUGACGUUAUGUCUAUUAUCAUCAAGCCUACAUUGACUGACCAACAGAUAGCUUCUUGGACUACAGACAUCAAAACUCGGGGAUAUACUCAAUGUUUUAUGCCGGAAUGUCAUUUUAUUAGUUACAAAUUGCCCGAGUUAGAACAGCAUUACGAAAAAUGUCUAGGUGAGGACCCAGAUACGUCAUCAAAGUUUUAUUGUCGUCACUGCAAAGGUUACACAUCUUCACAACAAGCACUUCAGUACCACCAGAACAAUCACCACAAAGAUUUAUUGUUUCCAAUUAAACAGGAGAAAGAAGAUGAUCUAGAUGAUGAUAAUAAAAUCCAGUCAUAUCCCAUGGGUCAAUAUGGCCAUUCAACGUCGAGUGCCAUAAAUGCAGACAGCAAAGUUGUCACUUACUCGCAAUGGAAAAUUCAAGAAGACCUAGCUGAUAACGAUUCUAUUUGCUCUGAAGUGAACGUAAAUAAUCCGACUGACCAUCAGGUCAAAACAUGGAUUCACGGAUUAAAAAAUGGCUUUGUUCAUUGUAAUCAUAAUUCAUGCAAAUAUAUGGCAUUUGAUUUGGAUGAUAUGAAUGAACAUUUUGCUACCUGUUACGAACCAUAUUUGGACGAUUUUGAAUGUUCUAUAUGUGGAGGUAGAACGACAUCUUCAAAUAAACUAAAAACGCAUCUCUUGCACCACCACGAAGAGGGAUAUAAGCAUUUAACAGAGGAAGAAUGUGGUUUUAAACUCGUGGAAACAGAAGAUGGACUAGAAUUACAGUCUGAAAACAAUGAAAAUGUAAAACGUAAAAUCGAAGACACUGAUGAUGAAGAUUAUGAAUUGAAACAUUCCUUUAAACGAAAGUCUUAUGAUAUUCCUUACAAUCAUUUAACAAAAUGGCGUGAAGAAUUGUUGCGUAAUAAGUUUAUCAGGUGCACAGCAUCGGAUUGUAGUUAUUUGGCUUUAGAUAUGCUCGAAAUGAAACAACAUUCAGAUGAACACGUCGACAGUGUUUAUUGGUCAUUCAAAGAUCGAGAUUUAGAAGACAGAGUAGCUAAUUAUUGUGACAUGUGUCACGGUCAUUUUAAAACUCCUAAGCAUUUAGAUGGCCAUAAGCUCAUAUCUCAUAAUAGCAGUGAUACAUCUAAAAUUGACAGCUUAUUAGUUGAUAUUAACGAAGAAAAUAUUGAAGACAAUGAAGAGAUAGAAGAAAUUUUUUAAUCUACUGAGAAAUUUAUAUUUGGAUUGGUAUUUGCACAGUGUGACAAUUAAUAUUGUAGAUUUCAGUUAAUUACCAUUAUUUUAUAUCAUUUAAAUGACAGAUGCUGGUUUUUAAGUAUAAAUUAAAC
This is a messenger RNA of Adelges cooleyi (spruce gall adelgid), 1837 nucleotides long. RefSeq lists its product as uncharacterized. NCBI's taxonomy places the organism in Eukaryota, Metazoa, Arthropoda, Insecta, Hemiptera, Adelgidae. Gene Ontology annotation, molecular function: chromatin insulator sequence binding. Gene Ontology annotation, cellular component: chromosome. The transcript is spliced from 3 exons. The record is from RefSeq and is a predicted model, not a curated record. Bases 192 to 1709 code for a protein of 505 amino acids. Gene Ontology annotation, biological process: regulation of transcription by RNA polymerase II.